Cyclocybe aegerita is the source of this 1059-nucleotide messenger RNA. NCBI's taxonomy places the organism in Eukaryota, Fungi, Basidiomycota, Agaricomycetes, Agaricales, Hemipholiotaceae. The record is from the annotation of a GenBank genome assembly.
AUGGCAGCAUGUACCUCCACCCCAGCUUCGAAGACCGCUGGCAGACAUAAGGCGAGCAGAACUACAGCCAGAACUCGAACCCAGACUGGUGCUUCGCUGGCAGAAAAAGAGAACAGUCAGGUUGUUACCCCUCAUGCCAGGCAGGCCCCUGGUAGUCCCUUAGGGGAACGUCAGCUCAAUGGGCACUCGGGCGCAUCAGCGGCCGUCACUAGUGCAGACCCUUUGUUGGUAAUGGGUGCCAUUAUGCAGCGUAUCAAGGAAAUGGAGGAUGAGCUCGCACAUGAGCGCGAGGCCAAGAAGCACCUUGAGGAGCAGGUGCAGGACUUUUUGCGCAAGGAGAACGAGGUUGACGUUGCCGAGGAGGCUGCUGAGCAAGCUAGAUGGGAGAAAAAGUAUGAGGAGUUGCAAAAAACGAUGGAGAAAGACCGCCAGCUCAUCGCGGACCUUCGAAAGCAGUUCCCAAAUGUUGAUAUCUCCGACUUUGGGCCCAACACCAACAACAUCCUCAAAACUAUGGUGGCUCAUCCCAAAGGCACCGCCGGUAAAGACUUCAGCAUCCAGGUCUCCAUGGGCCUUGCAGGUUCAACAAAGAAGCACGCGAAAUACACUGCAAUCCUGCGCUCACUCCGUGACCUUGUCCUCCAGUCACGCAUCAACUGGGAGCUUCCCUGGGCUCAGAUCCCUGCCAGCAAGAAGGCUAAACUCUUCCAAGUCGCUCGAGAGCAUCAUCCUGUUCUCAAGAGGUACAUGAAUGACUGGGCUACUGAAGAGAUCAUCAAACACUACAUGAAAAAUAAACGGGCCCACCAUUAUGCCAGCGGCUGGCUCGAGGUACCAGCCAAAUAUGACUAUCUCAAGGAGAAUGCUAGCAAGCGUGACCCCAACAGGUCUCGAGUCUCCCGUGCAAAGGCUGAGCUAGCUGUGAAGAAGAGCUGCAAGAGGGUUCGUGUGGCCAAAAAGAGGGGUCGCAGGAUGACGAGGGAGGAGGACAUGGAUGAGGGUGACGUGGUUCAAGAGGAAGAGGUGGGGCACAAUGAGGCAGAUGUUGACAUGAACUGA